This is a messenger RNA of Grosmannia clavigera kw1407, 1041 nucleotides long. RefSeq lists its product as uncharacterized. The record is from RefSeq and is a predicted model, not a curated record. The transcript has a single exon. The coding region runs from base 1 to 1041 and encodes 346 amino acids. Lineage: Eukaryota; Fungi; Ascomycota; Sordariomycetes; Ophiostomatales; Ophiostomataceae.
AUGCGGCUGCAGAACUCAUCCACAUUCUCUUUGGCCUCUCCGGCCCCCCUCUCGCCACGCUCUGCAGCCGAUUCGGAAGAUUAUCUGCGAAAGCCGUCCGCCCUACGGCAGUCAGCCGAGCCUUUGUCACCCGUCUCGCCAUCCUGGGCAGCUUCGCCUGGCCUGCCAUACCGGCCACGUACGACAUCGCCACUGUCGGGACACAUACGUUCGCGGUCGGCCGCCAGCGUAGGCAGCCUCUUUCCUCCAGCAAUGGGCCGCACUCAAUCUAUGCCGGGCUUCAACGGGGCUGGCCACCUCCAAUACGGCCUGGAUCCGCGUAUGUCCAGCCCUUCUCUCCACAGGCCAACAUCUAUAAUCACUCGCACUCCUCGCAAGGCAGUGAUUGAAGACGUCUUUCCGUCGUCACCAACGCGCAUGUCUGUCAUCCACGAUCCCGACCGCCGGCUACUGGAGCGGAACAGCUCCCCUAACCUCACUUCGCCGGGGAGCGCGUCUCCUCUCGCUAUCGCGGGCUCGCCCUUGAUGCGCACUCGUCGGCCAUCUUCACCAUUUCGCCGCAUUUCCAACCCGAGCGCCACACCCACGAGUCCGGGCGCUGCGGCUACAGCCAGCAGCGAUGCCUACGGCAAUGCCUCUGCGAUCACAGGCCCUCCUUCACCGGCCGCAUACUCGCCGUCCUACCGGCCAUACGACUACCCGGUCUCAGGCUCGUCUUACGGCAGCCUAGGUGGAUUCUCGUCGUCUUCUGUGCCGUCCACGCCUACAUCGGCGCGGUCGCGGAGUCCGAGCAUCUCUAGCCUCGAGACCAUUCCGGAUACACCGGACGCCGAGGAGGCAGCUCUCGAAGCGGAGCGAAUCGCGCAGCUCAAAGCUGCUGCCGACGCGGCUGAAGGCGAUGCAAAGGGCCGGAGCAGCCUCGACAGUCCUAGCCGGGGCCGGACUUUGGCCUUUGGAUCACGAGACAAGCGCAAGCGGUGGAGUGUCUGUGGUGCUGAGCGGCGAGGUGAUCUCGAUUUAGAGACCAUAUGGGAAGACUGA